AUGUGGAAUCGUUCACGUCAACUCUCUUUAGUAUGUCCAUUGAAUUUUAGCGUUUUGCGCUGCAGCAUGCGACGAAAGAUUAUUUCUGCUGUUUCUACUACUACUACUACUACUCCUAGUAGUGAGAUGGCAACAUCAUAUCCUUCUUCAAGAGUAGGGAUAAAUAUGUACGGUGCAAAGGGCUAUGACUUUGUAGAUGCAUUCUAUGCUAUGGGACCAAAUGCUGCACUUGGUAGAUUAAAAGCAAAUCUUAGUUUAUAUGGUAUUUUGGGUUUUACUGCUCUCACUGUUGUUGUGUACUUUUUCACAACACGUAGCUACACACUUUCAACAUGUCCAUAUCCUGUAAGUGAUGCUCGUUAUCAAGUGUUUUCCAGUAACUAUGCGGUCCUUAGAAACCGAUGGAAUGGUAAAGAACGAGUGGUGGAAGUAUUUAAUAAUGAUGGUGAUUCAGCAAUUGUAACAAAACGUAUUAGUGUUAAUUGGCUUAUUUAUAGUGUACGUUUGUACUUGCAUGCCACUGAAUCUAUUGUAGUUGUAGAUGUUGGGCCAGAACUUUCGAUAAACCGCUUCGUAACGGGAGAAAAUCGUUGGCUUAGUUCUACUUCUACUACUACUAAUUUUCCUUCUCAAUCAGGAACGUCAAAAAAAGAAGAAAAUGGCUCCGAUAUGCAAAUUGUGUUCCAUACUACGAUUAGACCUCUCGCUGUGCGCAACAGCUACCAAAAAGGCACUCUACCAAUUUAUGAACGAACACUGGAGUCAGUAGUACGUGAGUUAUUAACAGAACAUUAUCGAAAAACUAUCUUAUUACAGGCAGAACCAGGUCUUUCCUCUACUGUUACGGAAGAAUUGUUGCAAAAUGGGCAGCUUAAAGGGAAAAACUUGAGUGGGAUGAAAGUAAUUGGAAAUCCUGAUGAAUUUGCAGAUGAGGUGCAACAGCGGGUUCAAAAGAAGAUGGGAGAUCAAGUGAUACUACUUCAGUGUAGCAUGACUGUUCUCUGA
Messenger RNA from Trypanosoma theileri, 1005 nucleotides. RefSeq lists its product as uncharacterized. The coding region runs from base 1 to 1005 and encodes 334 amino acids. The record is from RefSeq and is a predicted model, not a curated record. The transcript has a single exon. Lineage: Eukaryota; Euglenozoa; Kinetoplastea; Trypanosomatida; Trypanosomatidae.